Molecule: messenger RNA, 366 nt
Organism: Staurois parvus
Lineage: Eukaryota; Metazoa; Chordata; Amphibia; Anura; Ranidae
Source: the annotation of a GenBank genome assembly
AAGCAGACUGCUUCUACAAACAUUUGUGAAAGAAUGGGUCGCUCUCAGGAGCUCAGUGAAUUCAAGUGUGGAACCGUGAUAGGUUGCCACCUGUGCAAUAAGUCCAUCCGUGAUAUUUCCUUGUUACUAAAUAUUCCACGGUCAAUUGUUAGUGGUAUGAUAACAAAGUGGAAGCAACUGGGAACAACAGCAACUCGGCCACGAAGUGAACAGGGUCAGCAAAUGCAAAAAAAGAAGCGCACGGUGUGCAGAAGUCGCCAACUGUCUGCAGAGUCAAUAGCUAAAGAUCUCCAAACCUCAUGUGGCCUUCAGAUUAGCACAAAAAGAGUGUGUAGAGAGCUUCAUGGAAUGAGUUUCAAUGGCCAA